AUGUGCGGGGUUAUGAGUCAUGCUGCCGCAGUUGGUUACAUCUUCUGCGUUAUCCCUCGCCACUCGGAAGACCUUGAGAGGCUGAGUAGGCUGGGGAUGAAAGGUGCCCGGUCCCGUGGACGCCCCGAGGUUAAAGGAGUUUUCCUCCCAGGCAGCUCAGUUCAUGAGAAGCCAGCCACGCCCACCUCGACGUACCACGCCCAGUUACAGGCGAUCACAGCAACUAAUGUGGGAGUCCCAUCUCGUAAGCAGAAUAGUCUCUGUGAGUUCAAGCUAAGACUAUCAAAGUCUCUGAUGUAUGGUGGAAAAGAUGUGACAAGAAAAAGAGGAAGACCUUCAAAUGCUGUAGACAGUGCCUUUGCUCAGAAGAGGAAAACUGGGAGAGCCACCAAGAAAAUUCCAGAAAAAAGACAUACGGCAAGCACAGUUCAGAGGCACACUUACUUGACACACACCCGCACUUCCCAGUCGCCGGCGAUCUUCCUUCUGCGCGGCUGCCCGCGCCCACCGCCGCCCAGCCUCCAAGGGCGGUUACACUGGUCCUCGGAGGACGAGGGUGUGAUAGCAAAGGAUGAUAAACUGUGGUGGGAGCGUUUAAUGCUUGGAGUGUGGCUAUUAAUGACCUUCGUGUUGAGCAGAAGUUACGCUGGAAACUUGAUGUCUCUGCUAGCCGUGAGACACAUCCCCCAACCUUAUCAAAGACUCAGAGACGUGAUAGACGACUCUACAACUGCUAUGAUUUGGGAAACCAACACUGCAUACAUUCAAUAUAUAAAUUCUGUAGAUAUGGGUGAAUUUCAAGAAGUGGCAGAAGCAGGAAAACAAGGAAGAAUAUAUUACAAAAAGGGAUUUGAAUUUCUUCAUAUAGUCGACACGCUGGUAAGAAAAGGUGAUCACGUGUUGAUGAUUGAAGAUUUAACAGCCAGGGUUCUUAUGGCUCGUCUUUUCUCUUUAACAGGCCAAUGUGACUUCUACACUUCCAGGGACGCUUAUCUUCCAUAUUUCUUUGCUAUGAUUGCUAAGAAGAACAGUCGGCUAACCAUUCACCUUAAUAAAAUGAUACGGUAUGUAACUGAAGGAGGACUGUACGAACGUUGGAUUGCUUAUACUAUCCCCAAUUCAACCACGUGUUUGAGAGCGCCAAACACCAUCACCGUUAAUUCAAGUCUCUCCUUGAACAACUUUUGGGUGGCAG
Portunus trituberculatus (swimming crab) is the source of this 1195-nucleotide messenger RNA. RefSeq lists its product as uncharacterized. Gene Ontology annotation, molecular function: ligand-gated monoatomic ion channel activity. The transcript has 10 exons. Gene Ontology annotation, cellular component: membrane. The annotation marks the transcript as partial. NCBI's taxonomy places the organism in Eukaryota, Metazoa, Arthropoda, Malacostraca, Decapoda, Portunidae. The record is from RefSeq and is a predicted model, not a curated record.